UUUUCAGCUUUUAUAAAAUAUCAAAUUGUUGCUUGGAAAAAAAGUUAUUUAGAAAAUAGUUAAGAUAUUUGUUAUAGAAUGACGCUAAAGAGCCAAAAAAUUAAAUUUGUUAAAAAGUUGAAAUUUUUGUUGUUUUUCUUUAAAAAUAUAAGUUUUUUGCGGUUUAGCGAAAUUCUUAGUAAUCAAAGUACAUAUGUGUUAAUUUCCGUAAAUGCCAGAGACGGUCUAAGCCAAAUAUUUUGAUUAACAAAAAUUACGUUGUUUAGGAUUUUUUUUAAGUGUAUUUAUUGUAUUUGUAGAUUCUGUAGGAUAUUUCUGAAUGCACAAAUUGACCCUUAUAAUUCAGACCUCGUAUAACUUGAGAGUACCCAAGUGUAUUAUCUCAAGUAACACUGAUAAAUUUCAAGUGAUUUAUCUAUUUAUCUAUUGUAAAUUGAGUACAAUGGUUUUGUCAUUUGCCUUUAAAACAUGGAUCCCUAUAGAAGAAACGAAAAGGAACAGAAUCCUAGAACAAAAUGUUCGAUAUUAUCCUUGAUCACGUUCUUUUACACUUUCCGUCUAUUCAAAAAGGGUAGAAAAAAGGCCCUCGAAGAUGAGGAUAUUUACGAAAUACCCUCCUGGCUGUCAUCGGAAAAACUGGGAAAUGAACUUGAAGAUACGUGGACCACGCAAAAAAAGAAAAACGAAAAUCCCUCCCUCACUAGAGCGUUGAUAAUGUCAUUCGGGAAAGGAAUCCUGUUUUUGGGAAUAAUCCAAUUUGUUGUCAAAACAGUAUUAAUAUUUGUCCAGCCCAUGGUUUUCGCCACGGUAGUGGCCUAUUUUCAGCCCAACCAAAAAGUGGUAACGGACAGUGAUCUUUAUAUGUAUGCCUGUAUUCUAAUUGGAUUGAACAUAUUUAAUUCAAUUUAUGACCACAAUUAUCAACAAUUUCUAACUGAGUAUUGUAUUAGAGCAAGAACGGCAGUAGCAGCUCUAAUUUACAGGAAAGCUCUGAAACUGGGACCUUUAUCAAACGUCACCAUGGGAAAAAUAGUGACCCUUAUCACUAAAGACGUUUUUCUUUUCGACGCUGCUUUGAUUUAUGUGAACGACAUGUGGAUUGGUAUCAUACAUAUUAUAGUUAUAACCGUCAUUAUUUAUCAAAGAAUAGGACUUUCAGUUUUCGGAGGAAUGGGAUUUUAUUUGAUCAUUAUUCCUAUGCAACUUUUUGUCGGCAGACAAAUUAGCGUUAAAAGAAUGCAAGCUGCUAAAAAAACAGACGAAAGAAUUCAGUUGACAACUGAAACAUUAAAAAACAUCAAAACCAUCAAAAUGUUUAGUUGGGAAAAUUUCUUUGGCGACAAAUUAAAAGAACUUAGACAAUCAGAAAUUAAUUAUCUAUCUCCUGUAUACUAUUUGAAAGUAGUGAUUCUCGUCGUAGCAUCUACAGCAACAAGUUUGACUUUCUUCCUGAUGAUAUUAACCUAUAUCUUGACCGGCCAUUACACAGACGCCGAAACCAUAUAUUAUAUCCAAGAAAGCUACCGAAACCUAAGAAUGUACAUUCUGAUAACUAUACCAGUCGGAAUAGCCCAAUAUUCAGAUCUACGCGCUUCCUUAAAGAGAAUAACAGAAUUUCUAAUGGCUGAAGAAGUAGUGCAAACAAUCAACAAUGCAAAAUCUCCAAAAGUAUUCAUGAAACAUGUUGCCAGCAAAAUUAAAGAAACAGAAGUACUGAAAGACGUAUCAUUCAAUCUAGAAAAAGGAGUUCUUUUAGUCACCGGUAAUGUAGGUAGUGGUAAAAGCUCGAUAAUCAAAACUUUGCUAGGAGAAUAUCCUGUUACUGACGGUCAAAUGUUGAUAGACGGCACCGUUUCCUACGCAUCAGAAGAACCAUGGUUGUUUCCCAGUACCAUCAAACAAAACAUUCUUUUCGGUCAGGAAUACGACGAGAAACGGUACAAUGAAGUUCUGAAUGUUUGCGCUCUAACUGUAGAUCUGAGACGAUUGGAGAAAGGCGACCAAACUAUUGUUGGUGAUGGUGGUGUCAAUUUUAGUAAAGGACAACAAGCUAGGAUCAAUUUAGCAAGAGCUGUGUAUAGAAACAGCGAUAUUUACUUACUGGAUGAUUGUUUAUCGUCUUUAGAUAGCAAAGUCAAUGGAUAUAUUUUCAAGAAGUGUAUUAUGGGAUUUUUAAAAGAUAAAAUAGUUAUAAUGGUAACAAACAACAUCAACCACGUCAAGCAGGUUUAUGGAAACAACAUCCUUUAUGUCGAAAGUGGAAGAACGCAGUCGUUAGAAAAGCAGAAGGAAGCUAUAGACAAAAGGAUAACCUACUACAUCGAUGACACUGACAUGAAUUACUUCAACGAAGAUAACGAUAUAAACGAGAAUGAUAUACCAGACAUAGUUGACGAAAAAACACAAUUGUUGAUCCAAAACCAACAAAAAAUCGAGGAGAAGAGUUUAUAUUACGAGGAGAAAGAAGCAGGAAAAGUUAAGAUUGGAGUAUAUUUAAGAUAUUACAAGCAUGCAGGAGGAAUUUCUAUGUUAGUCAUUUUGACUAUUCUUUUUAUAUUAACGCAAGGGGCUUCAUCAUUCGCGGAAAAAGCAUUAAGUUGGUGGGUGAAUAACGAACCAAUAGUGACAGAAUUAAUCAAGACUAAUCAAACGAACACAACAGAGUACGACAUAGCCGUCAAUAAGCGGCAAAAUUACUUAGGUAUUUAUUCGGGUAUGGUUGUUGGAGCUCUAUUUCUGAUCAUUCUUAAAAUUUAUUUGAAUUAUUAUUUCGCUCUGAGAGCAUCGAAAACACUUCACAAAAAAAUGAUGAGUUCUGUGUUGAGCGCUUUCAUGAGUUUUUUCGACAAACAUUUAUUGGGGAACAUUAUUAAUAGGUUUUCAAAGGAUAUGACGACGAUGGACGAAACAAUUCCAAUAAUUACAUAUGAAACAUUCAGGAAUACCUUAGCGAUGGCAGGAAUUAUUUAUUUGGUAGUCUCUGUAAACACUAUAUUCAUAGUACCAACCAUAUUUUUAAUGAUCAAACUAAUAAUGGUUCAAAGAUUUUACAUACCAACUGGUAGAGCAGUCAAAAGAUUAGAGGCUUCAACCAGAAGUCCUAUGAUAGGCUAUCUUAAUGCAACCCUAUCAGGACUAUCGGCCAUUCGUGCUUACGACAAGCAGGACCUGCUAAUAUCAGAAUUUGAUAGACACCAAGAUCAUUUUACGUCAGCUUCUUAUAUGGUGACUUGCACAGGAAGGUUCUUUGCUUUCAGUUUGGAUAUGAUUUCUACAAUGUUUUCGGCGGCUGUCAUAGCGAAAUUUAUAAUUUUUAAAGGUUCACAAGCUGGUGAUGUGGGUUUGGCCAUAUCCCAAGCAAUGGGCCUUACGGGAUUGGUGCAAUGGGUUAUUAGAUAUUAUUCGGAAUUGGAAAACAAUAUGACAGGAAUAGAGAGAGUGUUGGAAUAUACUGAUAUAGAGAAAGAAAUAAAAACUCAAGGUUCAUUUUACGAUAAUUGGCCAUUCGAGGGAAAAAUAGAAUACAGAAACGUUUCUUUAAUAUACGAAACUUCACAUCAAAAAGUUUUAAAAAAUAUUAGUUUCGUUAUUAAUUCUAAAGAAAAAGUAGGAAUCGUAGGAAGAACGGGAGCUGGAAAAUCUUCAAUCAUCUCUACGCUAUUCCGAUUAUACGAUAUUGAAGGAUCGAUAUUGAUAGAUGAGAUUGAUUCUAAGGUUCUUUCUUUGGAGUGUUUGAGGACCAAAAUGGCUAUAAUUCCUCAGGAUCCCAUUUUAUUUUCAGGUAGCAUAAGGUCGAAUUUAGAUCCAAAAGGUAAUCAUGCAGAUUCAGAAUUAUGGACUGCAAUAACCAAAGUAAAUUUGAAAACGCUCUUUAUGAAUUUAGACGAACAAAUUACUGAUAACGGAAGCAAUUAUAGUUCUGGUCAGCGCCAACUCAUUUCUUUAGCCAGAGCAAUGGUCAGCAAAAAUAAGAUAAUCGUAUUAGAUGAAGCAACAGCAAAUAUGGACCCAGAAACCUGCCGGCUUUUACAAAGGACAAUACGAGAAAAUUUUUCGGAUUGUACAGUACUGACUAUUGCUCAUAGGCUUAACACAGUUCUGGAUUGCGACAGGGUGAUGGUCGUGGAUAAUGGUGAAAUUAUGGAAUUUGACACACCAGAAGCAUUAAAAGCAAAGGAAGGCGGUAUUUUCUACAGCAUGAUCAAACAUGCAGAACUUGAUGGAUAAAUAUUUUAAUAUACAAAACACAUUAUCACAAUACGAUAAAUUUCAUUUCAAAGAUAUUAUUCCUGGUGUCUCGAUAAGAUUAGACACAUCUUUGAUCUCGCCGAAAUUUUUAAACUCGGAAAUAAUUGUACUUUACCAUAAUACUUGGUUGGAUAACUUUGAAUAUUAAUAAAAAAAUAUGUUCUGCUAAACAUGAAUAUAUUCGAAAUAUUUUUUUCUAAAAUGAAUGAGUCAGUAAUAAUUAUAUAAAGGUAUAAAUGUUUUAAUUUUGUAAAUAGUGAUUAUUUAAUAAAUAAAUCGGUAUUUAUUUUAGAUUUUUAUUUUAAUUAAUGUAAAUAAACUUUUACAGAACAUUGCAGAAAAACAUACUUUAACAGGUAACCCAUUGACAUAGGUAU
Molecule: messenger RNA, 4625 nt
Organism: Psylliodes chrysocephalus
Lineage: Eukaryota; Metazoa; Arthropoda; Insecta; Coleoptera; Chrysomelidae
Source: the annotation of a GenBank genome assembly